AUGCUUUUGAGUCUGGAGGGAGCAGACAAGUUCCACGAGAAUACUUCUGGAGUGCUUCCCGACCGCAGUAAGCAAAUCAUCGAGCAGUUACUUCUUUUGCGCUACGAAUGUGCCAGCUGUUUGUGCAAUAUCCGUCAUGACGUUGCUGUUUGGUCAUGCAAUGACUGCUUCCGUAUUUUUCAUCUUUACUGCAUAAAAAAAUGGGCAAAACAGAACGAAAGUGGGAUUGGUACCUCAUUUCGUUGUCCACAUUGUCAGGCAACGCAAGAGCCUGUAUCGAAGUAUUAUUGCUUUUGUGGAAAGUUGCGAGAUCCACCGUACGAUCCGCAUAUUACACCACACAGUUGUGGUCAGACAUGCGGCAAGACACGACACUUGUGCCAUCACCCGUGUCCAGUGCAGUGUCAUCCUGGACCAUGCCCUGAAUGUUCUUCUUUUACUGGUCCAAAAUCGUGUCCUUGUGGGGCGACAACAUAUACUUGGCGAUGUGGCCAGCCAGAUCCACAGAAAUUGUGCGAUAACACAUGCCUGAAGACACUCAAUUGUCUAAUACACAAAUGCAAAGCUAAGUGUCAUAUUGGGGCCUGUGAACCAUGUACUGAAAAAUCUUUGGCUACGUGUUACUGCGGGUUGGAAACAAGAGAACUCCCCUGCGGUUUUUCAUCAUUUUCGUGCGGGAGGGUGUGUGGUAAAACAUUGCGUUGUGGUGUUCACUUUUGUGGCUUGAUAUGUCAUUCGGGUAAUUGUCCCCCAUGCGACAGGGAUCCUUCUAUCAUCGUGACAUGCCCUUGCGGCUUAGUGCCCUUAACAGUCACGAGAAAGCAUUGCAGUGACCCUAUUCCUACAUGUGGUAACGUUUGUGGACGUGUACUAGACUGCCAACGUCACACUUGCCAGGCAUUGUGUCAUGAGGGCGAAUGCAAUCCAUGUGAGAAACGUGUCCUGACCAAAUGUGUCUGCAGAGCCACACAACAGUUGGUGCCUUGUGCAAAACAAGAUGAAUUUCGUUGCAAUAUAGUCUGCAAGACAAAGUUAUCAUGUGGAAAGCAUGAAUGUCGAGUUACUUGCUGCUCAUACCGCAAACAAUACAAUAGUGUUGUGCACCAGUGUAACAGGACAUGCAAUAGGAAACUUCCGUGUGGCCAUGCCUGUCUGGAGCUGUGCCAUCGUGGGAUGUGUCCUUCGUGUGUUCAUGUGGUUUCGGAGCGCUUGGUUUGUCGCUGCGGGGCGGAAGUUCUGAUGCCGCCUCAGCCUUGUGGAACAUCCCCACCCAAAUGCACUCGACCCUGCACUCUUACACUUUCUUGCAAUCAUCCACCAGUAAAACACGAUUGCCACUACGGUGAUUGUCCUCCAUGUGUUUUUCCUGUGGAGAAACUAUGUGCUGGGGGGCAUACCUUGUUGAAGAAUGUUUCUUGCAGUGCCUCUUUUGUUUGUUGCAGUUCUAAAUGUGGUAAAAUGUUGUCUUGUGGUCAUGAGUGUUCCCGUGUUUGCCAUCCUGGUUUGUGUGUCGAUGAGCGUCACCCUUGCCUACAGCCCUGCGGGAAGGUUCAUGCUGAGUGUGGGCAUGCCUGUAGGGCAAAAUGCCACCCCUCGAAAAAGUGUCCGCAGUGUUUGGAGACUGUGGAGUGUCGUUGUCAGUGUGGGCGGAACACUCAACAUUUUACAUGCAAGAAAUUACUGUUGUACGUGCAUGAGCACUCAGGUGAGAAAAUGAAUGUAGAAUGCAACGCAAAUUGUCUAUUUGAACAGCGACUUGAAGUAUUGGCCGGUCUCAGUAAAAUACCCCCUUCGUCGGCGCCAACGACAACAGUAAAGUAUUCUUUAUUCUUGUGGGAUUUUGGAAGCAAACAUCUGACCUGGAUUCGAACAAUUGAAGAGGAGUUAGAGCGUUUUGUGUUGAGCAACGUUACAUUGUCGUCGUUGAAGCCGAUGUCCCCAGAGAAACGUGCGGCCAUCCAUUCCCUCUGUCAAUAUUACCAUAUUCACUCCGAGGCUGUUGAUGCUGGACCCAAUCGAUCAUGCCUUCUUACAAAGACAACAAGAACUUCUAUUCCGGUUCCAUUGCUUAGUGACGCCCUUGCGGAUCCGGAGAGGAAUAAUCCAUUAACUUUUAUUAAUGAGAUCUGUGACCGGAAAGAGGUUGUUUGCGGGCGUGUCAUCCUCAUGGAUGGCGAGAACGUGAACGCCAUUGUUGUGUCUCGUGCACUGCAGGACUUUGCUGGUGAAUUUGUCUGUGGAGCGGAGGAGACCAUUGCAAAUGGCAAGAAACGCAUCAAGGUGUAUUUUACUCACCCGUCAGGGCAGCAACGGGCGUAUCGUCACCUCCGUUGUGUUACGCCCCCGUUUGAAUUUUUUCUUCCAUCCCACUUGGGCAACUCGGCCUCAAAAGGGGCCAAGCCUCCCGGUCUUACAUCAUGGGCAAAUUUGGUUUGCGCCAAGACAAAAAAAUGA
Trypanosoma cruzi is the source of this 2454-nucleotide messenger RNA. RefSeq lists its product as uncharacterized. Gene Ontology annotation, biological process: regulation of DNA-templated transcription. The transcript has a single exon. The record is from RefSeq and is a predicted model, not a curated record. Gene Ontology annotation, molecular function: zinc ion binding; RNA polymerase II transcription regulatory region sequence-specific DNA binding; DNA-binding transcription factor activity, RNA polymerase II-specific. Gene Ontology annotation, cellular component: nucleus. NCBI's taxonomy places the organism in Eukaryota, Euglenozoa, Kinetoplastea, Trypanosomatida, Trypanosomatidae. Bases 1 to 2454 code for a protein of 817 amino acids.